Molecule: messenger RNA, 501 nt
Organism: Thermochaetoides thermophila DSM 1495
Lineage: Eukaryota; Fungi; Ascomycota; Sordariomycetes; Sordariales; Chaetomiaceae
Exons: 1
Coding region: 1-501 (166 amino acids)
Source: RefSeq, a predicted model, not a curated record
AUGUUCUGCCGAGCCUGUCUGCGCGCAAACGCCGUCUUCAUCGACGCUGUGCCCUCCUCGCGGCUGCUCCUGUGGACAUCCCAGCGCAGGUCGGUCGCAGCCCUUGUCAGCUCUUCCCGAACAAGCUCUAUCCUUCGACAGACCCAGACCUCGACGAAGCUACCAAACCAGCGCAUGUUCUCAACCUCCCGCAUCCUCUCCUCCUCCCCAGCCCCAGCCGAAGGUGCUUCCUCAGCUGCUACAAGCACAAUUCCUGAGAAGCCGACAUACCUGACCGAAGGCGAGUCGCAGGUUUGGGACCGGCUGGUGGCCGAGUUUGCGCCGACUGAGUUGAUCGUGCGCGAUAUCUCGGGCGGUUGCGGCUCCAUGUACGGCAUCGAUAUUACCUCGGAGAAGUUUAAGGGUUUGACGAUCCUCAAACAGCAGCGCCUGGUUAAUGCUGCGCUGAAGGAUCUGAUGAAAGAUUGGCAUGGAGUACAGUUGAAGACGAAGGCUCCGUAA